AUGGCACAAGUCCUGGCCCAGCCUGGAGCCCGGAGCCCCACAGGGCAGCCCAGUGGGUCCCAGUGGCUGAGGGUCCCAGGGGUCUCCCUGCCCUGCGGCCUCCCAGCCACAGCUGAGGGGACCCGGGCGCUGGCAGCGGGGGUGCCAGCAAAUUUCCUGUAUCAGCGUAAGUGCGAGUGUCAUUUCGCCAAUGGGACGGAGCGGGUCCAGUUCCUGUACAGAGACAUCUACAACGGGCAAGAGAACGUGCGCUUCGACAGUGACGUGGGGGAGUGCCGCGCGCUGACCGAGCUGGGGCGGCCGGACGCCGAGUACUGGAACAGCCAGAAGGACAAACUGGAGCGGGCUCGGGCCUAUGUGGACACGUUCUGCAGACACAACUACGGGGUGUUUGAGGGAUUCUCGGUGCAGCAGAAAACGGAGCCCACAGUGACCGUGUAUCCUGCAAAGACCCAGCGCCUGCAGCACCACAACCUCCUGGUCUGCUCCGUCAACGGCUUCUAUCCGGGCCACAUUGAGGUCCGCUGGCUGCGCAAUGGCCAGGAAGAAGAGGCCGGGGUGGUGUCCACGGGCCUGAUCCUGAACGGGGACUGGACCUUCCAGAUCCUGGUGAUGCUGGAGACAGUUCCCCUGCGUGGGGAGGUCUACACCUGCCAAGUGCGGCACCCCAGCAGGACCAGCCCUGUCACAGUGGAAUGGAGUGAGAUGCCCUCUGACCUCACAUGCCUCCCCCAACAGGGGCCUUUGCUUGUCUCUGAGGGUCAGGGACCCCUCUCCCCACAGCCCGUUUUCCUUUGUGCCUGUCUCUCCUUCACCACAGGCCACAGGGUAGCCCUGUGAUUGCUGCUGUGAACACCCACAGCCCUGGGAGGCCGCCAUGCCUGCCCUGCUCUGAAUUCCCACACUCUCCCCUUCAU
This is a messenger RNA of Myotis davidii, 917 nucleotides long. RefSeq names its product HLA class II histocompatibility antigen, DR beta 5 chain. Gene Ontology annotation, cellular component: lysosomal membrane; late endosome membrane; MHC class II protein complex. The coding region runs from base 1 to 840 and encodes 279 amino acids. Gene Ontology annotation, biological process: positive regulation of T cell activation; peptide antigen assembly with MHC class II protein complex; immunoglobulin production involved in immunoglobulin-mediated immune response. The transcript is spliced from 3 exons. The record is from RefSeq and is a predicted model, not a curated record. Lineage: Eukaryota; Metazoa; Chordata; Mammalia; Chiroptera; Vespertilionidae. Gene Ontology annotation, molecular function: MHC class II protein complex binding.